AUGGUGUCUUUCCUUGGCCAAGCACGCCUGGCCGUGCCAAUCCUGUCAGCUUUUGCGUGCAUGCUUGCGGCAAGUUCCGCCAUCCCCCCACCACCGCGUGGAGCUCUUUCACCCGAACGUCUACAAUGGAUUAGAGAGGUGAUCGGCAAUCAGACUGAGAACGACAGCGUUUCGGACCUUGCUAAGCGGAGCACUAUCCUGCAUACCAGCCAAGACGGAGUUGACAGCGCCGGAUUCUACUACUCAGUAUACAAUGACAACGGGGCCGAUGUUGGAUACACCGAAUACCCCACGACCGGCCAGUUCGAACUUGGCUGGAGUGCUGAGGCGGAAUUCCUCGCUGGAAAGGGCUUCAAGGGCGGCAACCCACGCUCCUUGACCUGGGACGGUUAUUUCACCGCCGAAGGGGACUGGACUUUGGCCAUUUAUGGCUGGACCACAAACCCCGUCACCGAGUGGUAUAUUGUGGAGUCGCAUGGAAGUGGAACCCCAGGCAACGGGAACAUCCUCGGCCAGGUUGAUAGUGAUGGCGGCGUCUACGAUGUCUAUAAUCUCCCCUAUAGAAAUGUUCCGGAGAUCUACGGUGUCACCAACUUCGACCAGCACUGGUCGGUGCGUCGCUCCCACCGCUCUACUGGCACCGUCGACGUGAGCGCCCAUUUCCAGCGCUGGAAGGAAUUGGGUCUCACCCCUGGCUCCCCAGUCUUCCAGAUGGUUACCCUGGAAGGCUUUUCCGGCCAGGGGUACCUGGACUUCACCGUUAGUGCAUAG
Messenger RNA from Aspergillus niger, 771 nucleotides. RefSeq lists its product as uncharacterized. NCBI's taxonomy places the organism in Eukaryota, Fungi, Ascomycota, Eurotiomycetes, Eurotiales, Aspergillaceae. The coding region runs from base 1 to 771 and encodes 256 amino acids. Gene Ontology annotation, molecular function: hydrolase activity, hydrolyzing O-glycosyl compounds. Gene Ontology annotation, biological process: xylan catabolic process. The record is from RefSeq and is a predicted model, not a curated record. The transcript has 2 exons.